AUGAUUCCAACGCGUGGUCUUGCUUCUAAUUCUUCACCAUAUGGACCAACACAUGAUCCUGCUUUUAAUGCUUCAUCAUAUGGACCACAACAAUACGCAUGUAAUGAAACCUCAGCAGAUAUAUUGAAUCAAAAUAGUAAUUUCUAUCAAAGAGAGACACCUAUGUCGACAGAAUUAAAUUAUGUUCGUGCUAUGUUUAAAGUAAGUCUUAUUAUGUAUUGA
Molecule: messenger RNA, 222 nt
Organism: Rotaria sp. Silwood2
Lineage: Eukaryota; Metazoa; Rotifera; Eurotatoria; Philodinida; Philodinidae
Source: the annotation of a GenBank genome assembly